This is a messenger RNA of Artibeus jamaicensis (Jamaican fruit-eating bat), 525 nucleotides long. Its product is annotated as ferritin light chain-like. Gene Ontology annotation, cellular component: cytoplasm. The record is from RefSeq and is a predicted model, not a curated record. The coding region runs from base 1 to 525 and encodes 174 amino acids. The transcript has a single exon. Lineage: Eukaryota; Metazoa; Chordata; Mammalia; Chiroptera; Phyllostomidae. Gene Ontology annotation, molecular function: ferrous iron binding; ferric iron binding. Gene Ontology annotation, biological process: intracellular iron ion homeostasis; iron ion transport.
AUGAGGUUCCAAAUUUUUCAGAAUUAUUCUGGCGGGGAGGCUGCCAUUAACCGCCCGGCCAACCUGCAUCUGUGGGCUCACUACACUUACCUCUCUCUGGGAUUCUAUUUUUAUGAUGACCAUAUGGCUCUGCAGGGUGUGGGCCACUUCUUCCAAGAGUUAGCUGAGAAGAAGUGUGAGGGCUCUGAGCAUCUCUUAAAGCUGCAAAACUGGUGUAGGGGCCACAUUCUUCUCCAGAAUGUGGCAGAGCCUUCCCAAGAUGAGUGGAGUGAAAGCCAGGAUGCCAUGGAAGCAGGCUUGGCCUUGGAGAAAAACCUGAAACAGGCCCUUUUGGAUCUGCCUGCCCUGGGUUCCACCCACACAGAGCCUCAUCCCUGUGACUUCCUGGAGAACCUCUUCUUGGAUGAGGAGAUGAAGCUCCUCAAGAAGAUGGGUGACCACCUGACUAACAUCUGGAGGCUGGCCAGCCCCCAAGCUGAGAUGGGGGAGUGUCUCUUCAAAAGGCUAACCAUCAAGCAUGAUUAA